AUGGAGUUAGCCAAUUGGACUGGAAUUGGAGUGCAGGAAUUCAUUUUGCUGGGAUUUGGAGUCGGGCAGCAGAUGCGCUUAUUUUUGCUCAUCUUCUUCACCAUUCUCUAUGUGCUUGCUCUGGCUGAGAACAUCACCUUAAUUGCACUAGUGGUUCUAGAUGCGCAAUUGUCCCAACUUCCAAUGUACAUUUUGCUGAGCAACUUCUCCUGGCUUGAGAUGUGUUAUGUGACUUCUACUGUGCCGCAGAUGCUAUUUGACCUGGCAUCUACUCAAGGGAUCAUCUCCUUCAGUGCCUGCUUCCUUCAGUUUUAUAUCUUCUUCUCCCUUGGUGCCACUGAAUGUUUAUUCCUCUCAGCCAUGGCCUUGGAUCGGUAUUUGGCCAUUUGUCACCCUCUGCGCUACCCACAGACUAUGACCCCCAAUUUCUGCUAUGGUCUAGUGGUAGCAUGUUGGGUCCUCGGGUUCCUGUGGCACAUUUUCCCAAUGAUUUUGAUUUCCAAGUUGUCCUUCUGUGGACCAAAUAUAAUUGAUCACUUUUUGUGUGACGCUGGGCCAAUAUUGUCUUUAGCUUGCCCUCCAGUAGGAAACCUUCCCCUCAUCAGUCAAAUUGUUGCAAAUUCUGCAGUCAUUCUGGGUAACUUCCUCUUUGUUGUGUUAUCCUAUGGUGCUGUGAUUGUCACCUUGCUGAAAACUUCUAGCCAAGGCAGUCGGGGGAAGGCAUUUUCUACCAUAUCUUUCCACUUAGUGGUGGUGACCCUUUUCUAUGGCCCUGUGGCAGUGAUGUAUGUGAUUCCAGGUGAAGGAAGUGAGUUAGGGAUUACGAAGUUAGUGACAGUGUUCUAUACUGCCAUUACACCUUUUCUCAACCCGCUAAUCUACAGUCUGAGGAACGAUCAGGUGAAGGAGGCACUGCGAAGGCUGAGAAGGAGAAAGGUGAAGUUAUUAAGACAAAAAGUGACAGGAUAA
Molecule: messenger RNA, 969 nt
Organism: Eublepharis macularius
Lineage: Eukaryota; Metazoa; Chordata; Lepidosauria; Squamata; Eublepharidae
Product: olfactory receptor 11G2-like
Exons: 1
Coding region: 1-969 (322 amino acids)
Biological process (GO): G protein-coupled receptor signaling pathway
Cellular component (GO): membrane
Molecular function (GO): G protein-coupled receptor activity; olfactory receptor activity
Source: RefSeq, a predicted model, not a curated record